Haliaeetus leucocephalus (bald eagle) is the source of this 417-nucleotide messenger RNA. It is a transcript of the gene FAM162B, whose product is annotated as family with sequence similarity 162, member B. The record is from RefSeq and is a predicted model, not a curated record. The transcript is spliced from 4 exons. The coding region runs from base 1 to 417 and encodes 138 amino acids. Lineage: Eukaryota; Metazoa; Chordata; Aves; Accipitriformes; Accipitridae.
AUGGCAGAAUUUCCAAGGAGUCCUACGUGCUACGUCUGCCUCUCCAGCUACUCGGGUCUUCUGCAUAAAACACAGUCAACGGUGGAGCUGAGAGGAUCUGAGCAGGCUCACAGGGUGGUUGCAAGUUACAAACCUUCGAAGUUUGACAAAAAAAUCCUCCUCUGGACCGGACGUUUCAAGACAGAAGAAGAGAUUCCUCCGAGGAUCCCGCCAGAGAUGCUGGACAGGGCAAGAAACAAAGCUCGAGUUAAAGCUUGUUACAUCAUGAUUGGACUCUCAGUUGUUGCCUGUUUUGCAGUGAUUGCCUCAGCUAAAAAGGCUGCUGCACGUCACGAGUCCUUAACGAGCUGGAACUUGGCAAAGAAGGCCAAGUGGCGGCAAGAGGCCGCGCUAGCAGCGGAGUCGAAGACAAAGUAA